AUGGCAAAAGAAAACCCAAAAAAAGAAGUAACUUUUCAAGAAUUAAGCAUUGAUCCUGAAUUUCAAGAAGCCUUUAAGAAAGUAACUGAUUUAAUUAGAUUACGAGAGAUUUAUGUUUGCCAAGAGCCAGUUUCAAACGAGUGCUUUAUGCUAGAAGACUGGACAUCCUCCUGUACCUGCCCAAACAAGAAAACCAUUCAGAUUAAUACCAAAUUUGGCAUAACCGACCGGGCAUUAGGGAAAACCAAAAACAAUUUGUAUAAUCCGGCCCAAGCCAAAAGGAGAAUUAAUAAUCCCUUGACUGACUUAAUAUUUGACGAGUUUAUUCCCUCCCGGGACAUGCGGGAACAAGGCAAAGGCUACCAAAUUAAUGAAGUCAAGCGAUAUAGUGACAUUGAAAAGAAAGAAAUGUACACUUUUAAUAAUUUGGCUUGCUUCUUUAACGGCACAGACAAUACGGAAAUAAUGGUGGAAUUAAACUGA
Racocetra fulgida is the source of this 483-nucleotide messenger RNA. NCBI's taxonomy places the organism in Eukaryota, Fungi, Glomeromycota, Glomeromycetes, Diversisporales, Gigasporaceae. The record is from the annotation of a GenBank genome assembly.